This is a messenger RNA of Patiria miniata (bat star), 3363 nucleotides long. RefSeq lists its product as uncharacterized. The record is from RefSeq and is a predicted model, not a curated record. The transcript is spliced from 5 exons. The coding region runs from base 237 to 1127 and encodes 296 amino acids. NCBI's taxonomy places the organism in Eukaryota, Metazoa, Echinodermata, Asteroidea, Valvatida, Asterinidae.
ACACGGAAAUCUAGGGACCUCGUGACGCUGUUGGUUUCCAUAAAAACCCAAGCGCGGCCGGGGGUUCAGCUAGUUUUGGGGGAGAAUACGCAAAGUGAGCACCGGUUGAGAUUGUCUUCCUGCACUGAACAAUAAUUAAGAGGCCCGUCUUGCAUUAUUCAAACACGCACACCAUAGCGUCUUGUUGAUAUUUACCUGUGGCCCAAGUAUUUUUGUCUCGAGACAACUGCUUCAUCAUGCGACACGUACGAGCAGUGCUGAUGGGGAUUGCGACGCUCUUGACGGUCGUUUCUGCGAUCGAUGUCCCGGUGGCAACCAGGUACUUGACGACUGAGGUCACCACGCUUGCGCAGGGCGAGGCAGUGACGUUAGUUGGUUACCUGUGCGGUCAAGCUAAGGGAGACAACAUAAACGUGACAGUGGUGCUGAACAAUAACCCCACGUGGUUUGUCGACAUCGGCGUGGUCUAUUAUUAUGUCGUUGACUCGGCAAACAAGACCGAGAAGGACGCCCUCUGUACCAACAUGUACCAAGGGAAGCCAGGGCCGCUUUGUGUGGUCAAUUCCUGGCCGUCUGCGGGCGAUCUGUACAUCAAAGGCAAAGCCAAUCUGGUUGAGGCAGUCAGCUUAACAGUGGACGCUGAGAGAACCCGUAAAGUAGGCAAACGCAACCCCACAGUGAAGCAGUCGGCUGUCGAGCCUCUUCCCCGUGGACUCCCCGGACAGAAGCCCAUGGGUGCCACCGAUCAGACGAUCUACCUGACUGAGUUUAUCACACUGACGGCCUUUCACACCUUACCGAGGCUACAGGAGGCUCAUCUCAGCUUCAACUUCUGCCCGACCCCGGCCAUCGGUUCGCAGUACACUAUCACCGGCACCGCGUCUGGCAGGGAAGGCGAAAGCACCUGGGCUCAGUAUCUCUGCGACCAAUUACCGUGUGAUCUAAGUCAUCCUCUUAACAUUGUUGCUGCUGACGGGAAGCAACUGCCAAGCAACACGGUGGUGACUCACAGUAGCCGUUGGACGCAGAUGUACGCCCUCAUCGUCUGCUGGGGUGGACCUUACGAUCCCAAGACCAAAGCAUACGUUGGUGAGUUUCAGUUUAGCGCGUACGCAACCAAGGUCUAAAUUCUCGACAACCGCUCCCCAAAGGUAAUCUUAGUUCAAGACAAUGGUCCGAUCCAGUAAGCCCCUCCCACUGCGCACGUGUGCAAAUUAACACGCGCUCCUCUCCAAUGCCACACUGCAUUUUUCUGCCGCACGCAUCAUACGCGCGUGCAAGCAUGUCGGACUUUUGUGCACGCAUUUCGGACAUCAAUCACGGCUGUGAUUGGUCAGAAUACCAUGGGGCGGUGCUUACUGGAUCGGUCCAUUGUGAUCAAAAGAGGAUAUUCUCGCGCUUGGCACAUUUCAAAACAGAAUGGUCAACAUCAGCUAAAGGGGGCGCACUAUAAAAUCUGUCCUGCAGUGGCUGUCCAUGUUAAGGUUGCAGACCAGUAAAUUGCUAUAGACCCCACUUCAAAAAAUCAGGAAAACUACUCACGACUCUCCAAUAUGGUUUUAGAUACACAUUAAAUGUAAGCUUAUUUCAUCAUCUUGUAUUUACUGUUCAUUUUUUUCUUCUGGUAAUUCUAUCACAUUUGGGAGAAAUUACCACCCAAUGACGAUCAACUCUAAAAGUAGUCCUGUAAGUCAUCGCCAUUUUGAAAAAAGAACGCCUUCGUUCCAUUGCAACAUAGAGCAAGUUUAGGGCAAAAUGGUAUCCCCAUUUUAGAGAAAUAAAGCUUGUAGUCCUGUUCACGGCUUCCACCCCUCGUGAAACCCUCAAGUUCACGGCUCACAACAUUUGAGGGUAUGCAAUUCACGAUUCGGCCAGCGUAGGCAAUCAUUGGCCUAUUUACUGACCUGCAACUAUCAAUCUUAAACGUCUCUGUACUGCUUUAGCGUAAAGUUAAGACUUUUUAAAACUGGCUUUUAAUUCUAUUGCUCAUAUAUCAGUUAAUUUUGUAUUUUUAUUGCCUUGAUAGACAUUACUUAGAUGUAGGCCUACUUACUUAAUUUGUAACCCCCUUUUCUAACAUUGGAUUAUUUUUUUUUUAAUUCAUGUUAUUUUACUGUCAAUUUCUGGGGUACAUUAUGUAAUUUGCGAUUGAUCAUAGUCCGCGCAAUGCGAUUUGAAUUUAUUAUUAUUAUAAUUAUUAUUAUAACAAAAAAAUGGAAGUUUUUUUAACGCUUGGCGACGACAAACAUGCAAACUGAAGCAUGGGUACCCAUCUGUUAACCGAAUGCUUUAAAAAUGUCAUAAACAAAAAUGAACAACCUGUUCUUCAAAAUAACUUUGAUAAUAUUUCAGAUUGGUGUAGACUAAAUGAUGUCCCUCCAAAACCUGUUAAGUGCAGUGUUACUACUAUUUCCCUUUUGAGACUAUUAUGAAUAUUAUUAGGCAUCCCCCCCCGAAAAAAAGUGGUUUUAAAAAUGUAGUCUCACAUUUAAGACUUCUAGGCAUUAUAAUUCAAAAGGUCUUAAGUAGAAUUGGGAUAUCUCUGACAUCGUUGUUAACCGCAUCCUUUCAAAAUGUCAUGAACAAAAAUGAACAACCUGACAUCGUUUCCAACGCUUCUCGAAGCUUGUGCACUUAACGCAUUUUGAAUAGGAAUCCAGUGUUCCCAUCGAGGAUAUUGUAACCGUUUACAAAUCUUACAUACGGCCCAUAUUAUUAGAAUAUGCCUCACCAGCUGGCAUAGAGCCACUACUCAAUCCAAGUCUAAGAAAAUAGAAUUUGUAAAAAAUUAUACGUGGAAAGAAAAACAAUUGCAAUGAAGCUUUUGCUCUGAUCAAUCUACCAUCUUUGGUUGAACGAAGGAAUAAUUUUCUUGUCAAUUUGAGAACUAAAUUUUAAAACCAAACCGUCACAGAAAGCUGCUACUUGCAUCUUCCAAAUCUGAUUCCAAUUCUUUUACAUGUCAUGUUUCACCACGAUUAAAUGUUCUACAGAUAGAUACAAAAUGUCGAUUUCCCCACAACUAGUAACCUAAUCUAAAAAAUAAUUAAAGUGUCUCCCUUUCCCUAGACCUUUAUUCUAGUCCAGAAUGUGGUGUAAUUAUGUAGUUUUAAUUAUUUUGUUUUUCAAUUCUGAGAUCACUGUCAUAAUUAUCUUUGUUUAUUUCAUCCAGCAAGUUUUGCACAUUUCAGUUAAUGCACUUGUUUUUAAUUAUUAACUUUUUUCACAUGAUUUAUAGAUUUUGAUGUUAUUGUAUUUUGAUCAUUGUCGAGUGACCUUUUCAGCUACAGCUUUUUGUCAUUUUGAUUGCGGUAUAGCAAUAAAUACAAUACAUUUCAAAAAAUGUUGCAGAUUUGAACUUUA